AUGCCCACCACUCACGUUGGGCCCGAGUCCCAAGAAGCUUUGCAGGAUAUCGCCAAUGGCCUGCUCAAAGCCCGCAAGGUUGUCGUCGUCACCGGCGCUGGAAUCAGCACCAACUCGGGUAUUCCUGAUUUCCGCUCCGAGAAUGGCCUUUACUCUUUGAUUCAGGCCCAGUUCGACGCGGCCGCACAGCAGGCGCGUCAAGCCGGAGUGCAGAGCGAUAACGAAUCCAGCGACGUCGACAAUGGCAGAGCGAGUAAGCGAAGGAAGCUAUCUGUGGACGACGCGCCUAGUACAGAGGAAGAAACCAGCAUCAUUAAGGACGAAAUCGAAGUGCAGGGCGAAGAGUCAGACCCCGACAGCGAAGUCAUCGCAGAUACGAUUCAAGUUGAAGGCGACCCCGACGAUCAAGAGGAGGCGAAUGGCGGUCGGCUCCCGCUGGUCAAUGCCAGGACAACUCGCUCAACGAUCGUGGCUCAGCCCAUGACUUCUCCUCUCUCCUCGCCUCCCCCAGAGGACCUCAAUAUCCCGCUCUCAGCUUUCCGAAGAUCGCGUCACGACCACUUGGCCGAUGUUGGCGUUCCUCCCAGCUCGUCACCACUCUCGUCACCACCUCCCAUUCUCUUCGACCCUUUCUCCUCCAACAUGCCGUCGGAAGGCAGCCCGAGCCGGCGGUGUAGCACAUCGCCCUCCGAGGUCGACGAUACACCCCCUUCAAAUCCAAUCAGCUCAUCACAACCCAGCCUUGGCCCCAGUAGGAAUACAUUACCGAACAUGAAGGGCAAGGACUUGUUUGACGCGUCGAUCUGGGCGGAUCCUAUUCGAACAUCUGUGUUCUAUACUUUUGCGACCACCCUGCGACAAAAAGUCAAGGAUGUUGAGCCUACUAGCUCACAUCGCUUCAUCAGUCAUCUGAGGAAUCGGGGGAAGCUUGUCCGCUGCUAUACGCAGAACAUUGAUCAGAUUGAGGAAAAGGUUGGCCUGUCGACCUGUCUCAGUGAUGGGCCUGGUAGCCGUGGACGGUUCUCACGAAAGUCGACAGCCAACUUGAAUCAGCUGAACAAGAUGGUUGACGAAGUGGCUGGAAGUGCAGAAUCCAGCUCUUCAGAAAAGCCUCAACAUUCUUCAGAUACCGAGGCCACCAGGUCUCAAAAGAGCCAGUCGCAAUCAGAUGGCACCACGACACCACCACAGGGUGAACCUGAUCAAUCUCAAUCUCAACCAGAGGCUUCCAAAGCUCCGGCCAAGAACGCUCGUCGGGAACUACCCAAGUCAGGUGUGGAGUGUGUCUUCCUCCACGGCUCUUUAGAGCUUCUGCGCUGCUUUCUCUGUGGACGCGUCUGCUCGUGGGAUGAUCAAGACCGUGAACUUGAAACCAUGUCCGGACAACAACCCGAGUGCCCUCACUGUGUGGGUGCCACCACCGCUCGAGAGGAGAGAGGCAAGCGAGCCCUGGGUGUCGGCAAACUCAGACCUGACAUUGUGCUCUAUGGCGAGGAGCAUCCCAACGCUCACUUGAUUAGUCCGAUUGUGACGCACGAUCUUGCUCUUUGCCCGGACCUGUUGCUCAUCCUCGGAACCAGCUUGCGAGUCCACGGUCUCAAAGUCAUGGUCAGAGAGUUUGCAAAGGCGGUUCACGCCAAGGGAGGAAAGGUUGUGUUUGUAAACUUCACAAAGCCUCCCGAGAGCUCAUGGGGCGACAUCAUUGACUAUUGGAUCGAGUGGGACUGUGAUGCGUGGGUGGCAGAUCUGCAUGACAAGGUACCCAAGCUGUGGCAGGCACCCGAGCCUCCCAAGCCCAAGAAGAAGCGCGAGUCGAGCGGUCUCACGGAAGACGGGGAAAAGACCGAGACGAAACGGCCACCUGCAGCGUAUCCUGUGGCUCUCCGGGAUACGAAGGCCACAGGGGCGUACUGUACGCUCAAGAUAUUAAAGGAGCUCCACAGAAUAUCUGGGCACCAGCCCCCAGCACGCAGGGCAUCGAUGUCUGCAGCCGUGGUUGAGACGACAACCGUGGCCACGACAGCCGCAACGGCUGAGAACAAGACAGAGAAGACGGCAGAGAAGACGGCAGACACUCCAGUAUCUGCAUCUUUUGAGACUCCCUCGUCGAGCUCUCCGAGCAAACCCAACAAGCCUAGGACUAGGGCGAGACGACCUCGCAAGUCUGCUCCUGCAAAUCUGGGACGAUCUAAAGCAACUCCGUCGACUCUGAACCCAAAUCACGGGAGAACUCGACGUAACGCCGAGCCAGUUGAACCUCCCCAGCCAGCAGCGCCAGCGCCAGUGCCAGUACCCUUUGAGCUCACAAACCCCAUCAUCACACCUGAGCGACUCUCUCUUGUCAAGAGCUCGAUUCUUGAGUCGGUCAAAUCAAAGCCGCGGGUUCGCAAGCGCAAGAAGAUUGACGGAGAGGAGGUGGUAAUGCCUACGGUUGGCAAGCGUCGAACGACCCAGAAGAGUCCUGAGGUGGUAGAGGCUGAACUGGGUCCUAUCCAGCUUCCACCAUUGAAGCCUCAACCGCCAAGUCCGAUCUCUUCACCUUUUGGCAGGCCAGUGCCUAUGGAGCCCUCGCUGUUCGCCCAGGGCUACAACACACAGAACAAGUGCUCAGAGACGGGCCAGUUGCAGUCAAUUUCGCCGGUGUCGACUCAAAAGGAACCAUUGACAUCGGUGUCGAUUAACAUGCGAAGACCGAUGCCUUUUACAAGGAGUCAGGCAUUUGCCAUGGGGAACUCUUCAGCUCACCAGAACCCGUCAACCCCUCCCCAGGUGGAAAAGCCAAGGGAUCUGUGGUUUGCGACGCCAGAAGACGUGAGCAUUGUGGUGAAGCGUGAUAGCACGUUGGAGGAACGAGAGGCCAUCCUGGCGCUUACGAGGCUAAGCCAGGGUCACCCACGAGAACCUCCAGCGGCGAGUGUGGUGGUCCCAGAGACCAGAGGUGUUCAGACGCGAUCAUCGGCACGAUUGAUGGAGCUUUGCUCUGCUGCGGGAAACGCUGAAGGGGAGUUACGAUCCUGGGGUGGGAGAUGGAACACCAAUAGAUAG
Molecule: messenger RNA, 3045 nt
Organism: Fusarium falciforme
Lineage: Eukaryota; Fungi; Ascomycota; Sordariomycetes; Hypocreales; Nectriaceae
Exons: 2
Coding region: 1-3045 (1014 amino acids)
Molecular function (GO): NAD+ binding
Source: RefSeq, a predicted model, not a curated record